This is a messenger RNA of Suillus subaureus, 309 nucleotides long. RefSeq names its product DASH complex subunit Dad3-domain-containing protein. Gene Ontology annotation, cellular component: DASH complex; mitotic spindle. NCBI's taxonomy places the organism in Eukaryota, Fungi, Basidiomycota, Agaricomycetes, Boletales, Suillaceae. The coding region runs from base 1 to 309 and encodes 102 amino acids. The record is from RefSeq and is a predicted model, not a curated record. Gene Ontology annotation, biological process: attachment of spindle microtubules to kinetochore. The transcript has 3 exons.
AUGUCUGGGACCGUGGGCAUAUUCGAUGCGAACCCGUACGAAUCGCACGCUAGUCUGACCGUGCUAGAGGCGAAUGUUUUAUGGGAGUACGCCAAAUUAUCGCAACACGUCAAAGAUUUGACCGUCACUACGAGACGGCUAUCCGAGGGACCAGAUGAGAAUCUUAUUGCGCGUUUAAGAGUAUUGGAGAGAAAAAUGGGCUUGGUGUUGACAUUGUUCAAAGCAUCAGUCUGGGGCGUUAUCAAUGAGCAGCCAGUCCAAGAGAUUGAGGGUGGAUACGAGCACGCGACGGCUGAUCCACGAAGAUGA